AUGAGAUCUCAUCAGACCUGCCUCCUCAUCUCGUAUACCACCAACAAAUUCCCAAGCGAAUUUCUCCCUACGGUGUUUGACAACUACGCUGUGACCGUUAUGAUCGGCGACGAUCCCUAUACUCUGGGUUUAUUCGAUACUGCAGGUAAUGUCAAGAAGAUCGAUUAUGAUUGUUUUCGACCCUUGUCGUAUCCCCAGACGGAUGUUUUUCUCGUUUGCGUUAGCGUCACAUCACUCGCUUCUUUUGAGAACGUAAAGGGAAAAUGGUUUCCUGAGGUUCUCUACCUGCGAGACGACUCUCAAGUUCUAGAAAAGCUUGCGAGGAAGAAGCAGAGGCCCGUCCAGCCGGAGCAGGGUGAGCGUUUGGCGAGAGAGUUGGGUGUUGUCAAGUGCUCCGCCUUGACACAAAAAGGUCUACAACAGGUCUUUGAUGAGGCGAUCGUUGCGGCUUUAGAACCUGUUAUCGAAAGGACUAAAAAGAAAUGCGUCGUUGUUUAA
Messenger RNA from Cantharellus anzutake, 498 nucleotides. RefSeq names its product cell division control protein 42. The transcript is spliced from 5 exons. Gene Ontology annotation, biological process: small GTPase-mediated signal transduction. Gene Ontology annotation, molecular function: GTP binding; GTPase activity. Lineage: Eukaryota; Fungi; Basidiomycota; Agaricomycetes; Cantharellales; Hydnaceae. The coding region runs from base 1 to 498 and encodes 165 amino acids. The record is from RefSeq and is a predicted model, not a curated record.